Molecule: messenger RNA, 895 nt
Organism: Micropterus dolomieu (smallmouth bass)
Lineage: Eukaryota; Metazoa; Chordata; Actinopteri; Centrarchiformes; Centrarchidae
Product: heat shock protein beta-11-like
Exons: 1
Coding region: 12-659 (215 amino acids)
Biological process (GO): response to heat; protein refolding
Molecular function (GO): protein folding chaperone
Source: RefSeq, a predicted model, not a curated record
CCACCGUCAGGAUGUUGUGUCCCAGCGUUUUCCAGCCGUCCCCCGUCACCAUGAGGCCUUUCCUGGACCUGCACUGGCCCGUCCGCAGCCUGUGGCCCGAGACCCGGCCGCUCUUCUUCCAGCUGGAGCAGGAGAUGAUGCGCCACAUGCAGGAGAUGAGGCAGAGCAUGGAGUACAUGGAGCGGCUGCACCAGAGGAUCUUCGAGGAGAUCGACCAGACCUCGUCCUACACGGGGGUCUUCAAGCCCAUCGCCUUCCAGGAGGAGCCGGGCAGGGACGGCGCCAGCUUCGCCCUCAGCCUGGACACCAAGGAGUUCUCACCGCAGGAGCUGUCGGUCAAACAAGUGGGCCGGAAACUGCGGGUGAGCGGCAGGACGGAGAAGAAGACGGAGGACGAGAAGGGCUGCUCCUCCUACAGGUGUCAGGAGUUCCGGCAGGAGUUCGACCUGCCGGACGGCGUCGCCCCCGGGGCCGUCACCUGCUCGCUGGUGGGCGGCCGGCUGCACAUCCAGGCGCCGCGGGAGAGACCGGCGACUGACGGGAAGGAGAGAGUCGUCCCCAUCAGCGUCACCUCGGCCCCGGCCCUCACCUCCUCCUCCGGCGGGGGGCCGGAGGGCAGCUCCUCCUCCUCAGAGAGCAGCCCUGCUGAGAAAAACUGAGAACACACGUCGCCUCUUUUCACCGUCUUUGUUCAUCUCAGCGUGGUUUUGGCGGACGCAGAGGGAACACGAAGCCGAUGAUCUUUACUUGCACUUUUUAAUAAUUCAGUGUUAAAAACUUGUUUUAUUAACUUUUAUUAUCAGAUGUUUUGGUUUCGUGUCCGUGUGGUUAACAAACUCUUUCCUGACAGUUUAAUUACUCCCUCAGCAGCAUAACAUUAAUAUUUACUGCUGGU